UAAAUUGCGCUCGGACAUCACAGCGAGGCAUCAUACGCCCACACUCACUACUUGCCUCGUACUGUCGUAUACACUACAGCGCCGAAAAAGCUGCCAAGCGGCUCCGUCGUCCAUGGACGUGCCGACCGCCGGACAAGCCGCCGCUGCACCGCAGCGCAAGGCCUGGGAGUGGGAGGGCCGGGUGGUGUCCCCGGUGCCGGCGGCGACGGCGGACGAGGCGUGGGCGCUGCUGUCGGACUUCCUGGCGUUCCACAAGUGGCACCCGCGCGUGGCGGUGUGCCGCCUGGCGUCGUCCUCCGGCGCGGCGGCGCCCGGGUGCGUCCGCUACUGCGAGGGCACCCCGCCCGCCGACGGGACGCCCGCCGACUGGGCGCACGAGACGCUCCUCGAGCACGACCAGGCCCGCCGCUUCUUCCGCUACGAGAUGAACGACAACAACAUGGGCUUCGGCGCCUUCUUCGCCGCGUUCCGCGUCGUCCCCGCCGCGGCCGGCGGCUGCGUGCUGCGGUGGGAGUUCGAGUGCGAGCCCGUGCGGGGCACGCCCAAGGAGGCGCUCGAGGCACGGCUGCAGGCCGGGCUCGACGGCAUGGCCGCACGCGUGCACGAGCACCUCAUGUCCGCGCGCGCGGCCGUCGCCGUCGCCGCAGCCACCGCGCCGACGACCACCGUGACUGCAGGGCUGGAGGCCGCCGAUGAGCUCAAGCUGGACAGCUCCAUCGCGGCCUGAGCUCUGAGCCUCUCUGAGCACUCGACGGACGACGUACGUUUGGUUGUGAUCUCGUCUCGUUCUUUUCUCACGGUACUACGUUGUCUGAUGAUAUUUUCUCUUUGUUUUGUUCUGGGCCUUUGUCUGCUUGCCGUUAUGUAUGUGCGCGUACGUGCCGUUUACUACAGUACGGUUGGGCCCCUAUACAGCUGUACCGGGAAUAAAUGUAUGAUAUUACUCGUAGUAAUAUAUGCAAAAGUGAUCAGUGCAUGUGCA
Molecule: messenger RNA, 982 nt
Organism: Aegilops tauschii subsp. strangulata
Lineage: Eukaryota; Viridiplantae; Streptophyta; Magnoliopsida; Poales; Poaceae
Product: lachrymatory-factor synthase
Source: RefSeq, a predicted model, not a curated record